AAAAGCCAGUACACAAUACAAAUCUGCAAACACAACAAAAUCAACAAAUCUCUGCAAAUUAGGGCUUUUUUCUUCACAAAUCCUUUGCAACCAAGACGAUGGAUCGCGAUGCUACUGCCGACGUCAACGCUCCUCACUCCAUGGGAACAACAAUCAUCGGAGUCACUUACAACGGCGGCGUAAUUCUCGGCGCCGAUUCACGAACCAGCACGGGGUUGUACGUGGCUAAUAGGGCGUCUGAUAAGAUCACUCAGUUGACGGAUAAUGUCUACAUCUGUCGCUCUGGAUCGGCUGCAGAUUCUCAAAUUGUCUCAGAUUAUGUUAGAUAUUUUCUUCAUCAGCACACGAUUCAGCUCGGUCAACCUGCUACUGUGAAAGUUGCUGCAAACCUUGUUAGACUUUUAGCUUACAAUAACAAGAAUAUGUUGCAAACCGGUAUAAUUGUUGGAGGCUGGGACAAAUACGAAGGUGGGAAAAUAUAUGGCAUCCCUCUUGGUGGAACAAUUCUUGAGCAACCAUUUGCAAUUGGAGGGUCUGGUUCCAGUUACUUAUACGGGUUCUUUGAUCAAGCAUGGAAGGAGGGCAUGACCAAGGAAGAAGCUGAGCAACUGGUGGUUAAGGCUGUUUCACUUGCCAUAGCACGAGAUGGUGCUAGUGGGGGUGUUGUUCGCACUGUUACGAUCAACUCAGAGGGGGUUACGAGAAACUUCUACCCAGGUGAUCAGCUUCCUUUGUGGCAUGAUGAGGUGGAGGCGCACAAUUCAUUGUUGGACAUCCUUAAUGCGUCAAACCCUGAGCCAAUGAGCACCUAGGUGGAAAUAUGGCACUCGGAUUCUCGCCUUGUAGUUCGAUUACAAAGUUUGUUUUUUCAUGGUCUUCUGUUUAAUGUUGCUUAUCACUUUAUGUAUUGUGAGGAUUAUUGAUCAUUCAACCUUUGGGUUUGAUUAGUUAAACAAGUACCUAUGUUUGAAGUGUUUCAGAAGAGAGAUUUGUUAGCA
Messenger RNA from Helianthus annuus (common sunflower), 998 nucleotides. RefSeq names its product proteasome subunit beta type-6. The transcript is spliced from 8 exons. Lineage: Eukaryota; Viridiplantae; Streptophyta; Magnoliopsida; Asterales; Asteraceae. The record is from RefSeq and is a predicted model, not a curated record. Bases 99 to 812 code for a protein of 237 amino acids. Gene Ontology annotation, molecular function: threonine-type endopeptidase activity. Gene Ontology annotation, cellular component: proteasome core complex.